UUGACAUGUAUGGAAUACACAUCAAAACAGCAACAUUUUUAAGCAAGCGCCAAGAAUUCUGAUUGCUUCAUGCCUUGACUCAAAGGCUUUGGAAAGUACCGCCCACCAGUUCGCUAGGGAUUUUGAAUCAGUCUCAUCCCUGCCAGGUUUUCCCAGGUGCUUUCAAAAGUGGGCAGGAGGCCUUGGCCCUGACUGUGACCCGCAUGCAGAUCAGUCUCAGCAACUCAAGUCUUGUCUUCCACCUGGAGCAUACAGCAGCUCAGGGUCCCAUCCAACGAGGGGCUGUGCAUGUGUCGCAACUGCCUGUCUGUGUAUUAGCCUGGAAAAGUGACCCCAGAGACGUUCAUCUCCUAGCCAACUGUCUGGACAAAGCAGUCACCCAUAGUCUUAAAACAAUGCAGAAACUUCCCUCUUCUCACUGUGAGCCUGAAAACGUGCAUGGAGCAGAGGCCUCUUCGGAUUCCAAUCAUUUUCUCUUUCCUCCCGGUACGGGCUGCCCCAAGCUCCAGAAUUUGCUGGGGAAGGCUCCCAGGAGGUGCCUGGUGGUAGAGUCUGUGGGGGACUCUGGACAUUCCUCUUUUCCUUCCCGGAGAAUUCCGCGCAGGUGUCUCUGAGGCACAGGCCGGGUGAGGCAAGGCCGGCGCCCCUGCGCGGCUCUCUAGCCCUUCAGCUUCUGUGCCCCAAGGUCAAGAGGUGGCAGAAACCCGCAGGCCUCCCUAGGACACCUGGGGCAGCCGCCCAGGAGCGUGCCGUCUUGCCCCUCCCCCGCAUGCUGGAGAACCCAGCCCAGUGUAGGACCACUCAGUUGCCUCCAGCAAUGUCUCAUUGUGUUCUGCACUGGUGACAUCACACAGAACCUGAAGCCCAUGUCAGCAGACAGCCAGCCUACCAGAGGUCAUAAGCCAUCUUUGCGGAGUACUUCCUUCCAGUGCUACUUGUGCUUUCUUCUGAACAGUCAUUUAAUAACGGAGGCUGGCAUUCACGUCUUUGUUUGGGGCUGCAUCAGUGCAGGUCUUCCUAAAACAGAAGCCAGUUGGCAUGAUGUAAUACAUGACUUGAAAAGAAUUGAAAAUCUUAUUCAAUCUAUACAUAUUGAUGCUACUUUAUAUACUGAGAGUGAUGUCCAUCCCAAUUGCAAAAUCACGGCAAUGAAGUGCUUUCUCCUGGAGUUGCGGGUCAUUUUACAUGAGUCCAGAAAUGAGGCCAUUCAUAAAACAAUAACCAACUUGAUCAUCCUGGCAAAUAGCAGUUUAUCAUCUAAUGGGAAUGUGACGGAAUUUGGAUGCAAAGAAUGUGAGGAUCUGGAGGAGAAAAGCAUUGCUGAGUUUUUGGAGAGUUUUGUACACAUCGUACAAAUGUUCAUCAACACAUCUUGAUUGCAGUUGAUCUUCAGAGCUUCUCGUAUUAGCAAACAUGGUCCCAUCGCUUACAGCCAACCACACACCGCACAGGAAGUGUGUUGCCAACACAAGUGUUUCUAGCAAGAAGUUGACCAGCAUGCUGGAUCAGAUGAAGUCAGAAACAAUGUGUGUGCGCAACAUCGUUACUAUGAACUUUUCUGAGACUUUUUUUUAAUUUAUUAUUAAAAUUUUGCAUAUUUGUAAUAUAAAAUGUUCAAUAAAAUUAUA
Molecule: messenger RNA, 1628 nt
Organism: Octodon degus (degu)
Lineage: Eukaryota; Metazoa; Chordata; Mammalia; Rodentia; Octodontidae
Gene: Il15
Product: interleukin 15
Exons: 7
Coding region: 867-1376 (169 amino acids)
Biological process (GO): positive regulation of cytokine production; positive regulation of immune response; immune response
Cellular component (GO): extracellular region
Molecular function (GO): cytokine receptor binding; cytokine activity
Source: RefSeq, a predicted model, not a curated record